Molecule: messenger RNA, 2322 nt
Organism: Gadus chalcogrammus (walleye pollock)
Lineage: Eukaryota; Metazoa; Chordata; Actinopteri; Gadiformes; Gadidae
Product: neuroligin-3-like
Exons: 6
Coding region: 97-2322 (741 amino acids)
Biological process (GO): postsynaptic membrane assembly; synaptic vesicle endocytosis; neuron cell-cell adhesion
Cellular component (GO): synapse; postsynaptic specialization membrane; cell surface
Molecular function (GO): neurexin family protein binding; signaling receptor activity
Source: RefSeq, a predicted model, not a curated record
GGCCAGCGGGUGGCGGUGCCCAGCGAGGUCCUUCGGCCCGUGGACCAGUACCUGGGGGUCCCCUACGCCUCGCCCCCGCUGGGGGAGAAGCGCUUCAUGCCCCCGGAGCAGCCCGCCUCGUGGUCGGGGGUCCGCAACGCCACCCACUUCAUGCCGGUGUGCCCCCAGAACCUCCACAGCACGGUGCCUGAGGUGAUGAUGCCUGUGUGGUUCACCUACAGCCUGGACACCGUGGCGGGCUACAUCCAGGACCAGAGCGAGGACUGCCUCUACCUCAACAUCUACAGCCCCACCGACGAGGGUACGCAGGGGGGGGGGGGGGGGGCACUGCCGCUCAUCACUCACACGAGAAAGGGCGGAGCUUUCUCUGGAGACGCCGAUAAGAACGAAGACACCCGGGACUCGGAGCCGCGGCCCGUCAUGGUGUACAUCCACGGCGGGUCGUACAUGGAGGGCACCGGCAACAUGAUGGACGGCAGCGUGCUGGCCAGCUACGGGAACGUCAUCGUCAUCACGCUCAACUACCGGGUCGGCAUACUGGGCUUCCUCAGCACGGGCGACCAGGCGGCUAAGGGGAACUACGGGCUGCUGGACAUGAUCCAGGCGCUGCGCUGGAUCAGCAAGAACAUCGGCUACUUCGGCGGAGACCCCGGCCGCGUCACGGUGUUCGGCUCGGGCAUCGGCGCCGCCAGCGUCAGCCUGCUCACCCUCUCACACCACUCCGAGGGCCUGUUCCACCGGGCCAUCAUCCAGAGCGGCUCGGCGCUGUCCAGCUGGGCGGUGAACUACCACCCGGUGAAGUACACGCGUCUGCUGGCGGAGCGGGUGGGCUGCAACGUGCUGGACACGGUGGACAUGGUGUCCUGCCUGCAGAAGAAGACGGCCAAGGAGCUGGUGGAGCAGGACAUCCAGCCGGCGCGCUACCGCGUGGCCUUCGGGCCCGUCAUCGACGGCGACGUCAUCCCCGACGACCCCGAGAUCCUCAUGGAGCAGGGGGAGUUCCUGAACUACGACAUCAUGCUGGGCGUGAACCAGGGCGAGGGGCUGCGCUUCGUGGAGAACGUCAUGGACCUGGAGGACGGCGUGUCCGGCAGCGACUUCGACUUCGCCGUGUCGGACUUCGUGGACAGCCUGUACGGCUACCCCGAGGGCAAGGACACGCUGCGGGAGACCAUCAAGUUCAUGUACACGGACUGGGCGGACAAGGACAACCCCGAGACGCGCCGGAAGACCCUGGUGGCGCUGUUCACGGACCACCAGUGGGUGGAGCCGGCGGUGGUGACGGCGGACCUCCACGCGCGCUACGGCUCGCCGACGUACUUCUACGCCUUCUACCACCACUGCCAGAGCCUGAUGAAGCCGGUGUGGUCGGACUCGGCGCACGGCGACGAGGUGCCCUACGUGUUCGGGGUGCCCAUGGUGGGCCCCACCGACCUGUUCCCCUGCAACUUCAGCCGGAACGACAUCAUGCUGAGCGCCGUGGUCAUGACCUACUGGACCAACUUCGCCAAGAGCGGGGACCCCAACAAGCCGGUGCCCCAGGACACCAAGUUCAUCCACACCAAGGCCAACCGCUUCGAGGAGGUGGCCUGGUCCAAGUACGACCCGUACGACCAGCUCUACCUACACAUCGGCCUGAAGCCGCGCAUCCGCGACCACUACCGCGCCACCAAGGUGGCCUUCUGGAAGCACCUGGUGCCCCACCUGUACAACAUCAACGACAUGUUCCACUACUCCUCCACCACCACCCGCGUCACCCCCCUGGACGCCACGCAGGCCGGCACCAACGGGGGCAGCAGCCGCCCGCCGCUGUCGGCCGCCGGCGGGCCGGAGACGGGCAAGGAGCUGGGCCCGCUCAUCAUGCCCAACCCGCGGGACUACUCCACCGAGCUCAGCGUCACCAUCGCCGUGGGCGCCUCGCUGCUCUUCCUCAACGUGCUGGCCUUCGCCGCGCUCUACUACCGCAAGGACAAGCGCAGCCACCAGGACGCCUCGCAGCAGCCCAGCCCGCAGCGGCAGGACGGCAAGGCGGGCGGCGGCGGUGGCGGCGGCGGCAGCAACAACAACUCGCUGAGCCACACCAACACCAUCGACGAGAGCCUGUCCCAGCAGCUGCACCACCCGCUGCACUCCUCGCCCAGCCUGGACUACCCGCUGUCCCUGCGGCGCUCGCCCGAGGACAUCCCCCUGAUGGCGCCCAGCAGCAUCAGCAUGAUGCCCAACUCCCUGAUGGGGCUGUCCAACAUGAGCCCCUACAGCACCUUCCCCGCCGGGUACAGCUCCGCCGGGCUGCCCAGCACCCACUCCACCACGCGGGUGUAG